UAAGAUUAAAUUUUCAAGAUAAUCGACUUCUGAUCUCGUUAGUUUACUAAAUAUACACGCCUCUGCCGUCAGCUGUUUGUAUUGUAUAUUGUCUGUGCAAAGUCCAAACUCCAAUAUACAAAGUUAUACAACCCAUCCUACGUGAAGUGGAUAAUAAUCAAUUUACUGUUUUUGUGUGGAGUUUGCCGGGUUGUAAGUUGUUGUUUGUGUACUUCUUACUGCUUCCUAUACGAUGGCCACUAUUUCCAAUAUCGCUAAAAGGUGUUUUUCUACCAGUUCAACCUUAAACGUUAUAAAAAAUGUUACCGUUAUCGGAGGUGGAUUAAUGGGUUCUGGAAUUGCUCAGGUGGCAGCUCAAGCAGGUCAAUCUGUUAUUUUGGUGGAUUUGAAUGCAGACAUCUUAAAAAAAUCUGAAACAUCCAUCCAAACAAGUGUAGGCCGCGUCGCCAAAAAGCUACAUAAAGAAGAUGCAGCUGCUGCCAAAAAGUUUGUUGAAGAAACCACAGGAAGGAUUAAAUAUUGUCCAGAUCCCCUAAAAGCUCUAGACAAGGCUGACCUUGUUGUGGAAGCUAUAAUUGAAAACAUAGAUAUCAAACACAAACUCUUCAAGAGUUUAGAUGAAGCUGCUCCUGCAAAUACAAUAUUUGCUCUAAUACAAGCUCAUUAUCUAUAUCAGAAAUAGCUUCAGUCACAAAGAGGAAGGACAAAUUUGGGGGAUUACAUUUUUUUAAUCCAGUGGCAGUGAUGAAGCUGUUGGAAGUCAUUAGGAUCCCAGAAACUAGCGAAGAGACCUACAAAGCUAUGAUGGAGUGGGGUAAAUCAGUGGGUAAAGUUUGUAUUACAUGCAAGGAUACCCCUGGAUUUGUAGUAAACAGGCUUUUGGUGCCUUAUUUAGCUGAAUCCAUCAAACUGUUUGAGAGAGGAGAUGCCUCAGCUCAAGAUAUUGAUACAGCUAUGAAAACUAGGUGCUGGAUACCCAAUGGGACCAUUGGAAUUGGCUGACUAUACUGGUUUAGAUACCACACUCUUUAUUAUCGAUGGAUGGCACAAGAAAUUCCCUGAAAAUCCUCUGUUUGAACCACCAGCAAUAUUGAGGAAGUUCGUAGCAGACGGAAAGUUGGGGCGUAAGACUGGUCAAGGCUUUUAUAACUACUCAAAAUAGUAGGAGACUGAUAGUUAAUAUAAGUUUUACACUGUGCGUGUUUUAGUCUGCAGAAAUGACGUUAUACAUCAUAAUUCGUUUAUUAUAUAUCUUUUUAUAAUAUAUUUGUGAAUAAACUUAAUUUUAAAUUAUAUGAGUAU
Messenger RNA from Diabrotica balteata, 1302 nucleotides. The record is from the annotation of a GenBank genome assembly. Lineage: Eukaryota; Metazoa; Arthropoda; Insecta; Coleoptera; Chrysomelidae.